Molecule: messenger RNA, 261 nt
Organism: Entrophospora sp. SA101
Lineage: Eukaryota; Fungi; Glomeromycota; Glomeromycetes; Entrophosporales; Entrophosporaceae
Source: the annotation of a GenBank genome assembly
AUGAGCACGGUAAGGCAUCAAGUAGCAUUGGAUUAUACAAUUGUGGCAUUUUAUUCAUUUAUAGCAUUGAUUCCACUUAGUGUUCUUGUUGCAAAAAAAGAUGAUUUCACCAAUUCGUGUGAACUUAAACCUGAUUAUGAUGUGGAUUGUAGAACCCUGCUUUAUUUUGCAGUGGUAGUUAAAACCUACAUGUUAAAGAGAUUCCGAAAAAGAGACAAUGGAGGAAACCGAAAAAGAAUCAAGUAUGGAAACAUCGAAUAA